Messenger RNA from Humulus lupulus (European hop), 1515 nucleotides. RefSeq lists its product as uncharacterized. NCBI's taxonomy places the organism in Eukaryota, Viridiplantae, Streptophyta, Magnoliopsida, Rosales, Cannabaceae. Gene Ontology annotation, biological process: proteolysis. Gene Ontology annotation, molecular function: cysteine-type peptidase activity. The record is from RefSeq and is a predicted model, not a curated record. Bases 1 to 1500 code for a protein of 499 amino acids. The transcript is spliced from 7 exons.
AUGAAUUUAUAUCUUUUUAUGGUUUUUACGUUUUGGGAAGCUCAUGAAAUCACUUUCUUGAUUGCACAUACGAGUACCUAUGAAGAGAAGAAAAAAGAUUUGAACAGAGAAUGGCAGCACCACCCACGCCUGAGAACUUCACUAGCUCAGGAGCCUUCGUCGUCGCCUUCCCCAUCGUCGUCGCCAGCAGGAGCCUUCAUCGUCCACGGUGGAGGCCAAAACAAUCCUCCAAACUCACAACGGCGACGGAACUUCGGGGAGCCAAUUGCGACGGAGGCCGGCGAGUGGGGAGGCGAGCUUCACGGGUUGGGGGUUUCGGGGGCCAAGGAAGCUCGUGGUGGGGUGCGUGUCAUUGGGUGGUGGCCGGAGAUGGCUCAUCUGGUCUGCCCGACUGAAAUGCGAGAGAGGAAAAGAAAGAGUGGCUCUAUCACCAACAUCGUUGGUAGGGGAUACAUUCUAGUUACUAGUAGCUCAGACAUCCAUGGAGAAAACUUAGGAGAAAACUACCGCGGUGCAAUUAAGUUUGCUGACCAACCUGAUGCUCUACUUGUUAACCCGAUCCCUGACAGUGAGAUUUAUACAGUCAAACAAGCUAUUGGGAGUUUGAUACGUUGGCCCAAGUCGCUAGUCAUCUUCAAUGGAGCGACACAGGAGGUCGUGAAAAAAAAAGGAAAGAAAACUGGGAAAAAAACUUCUCUACCAUUAGCACCACAAACUCAAAAACUAGUUCCAAAACGAGCGCCUAAGGAGUCAUUGUCACAAGAGGUGCAACAACCAUCUUCAUUGUCGCCUAAGUUAAGACAAGUUUUUGAAAUCGUCAAUGCUUGGACUAAACAUGAUUAUGCCGUUGAAGUGUCUAUUGACUUUGAUGUGUUUGGCCAUGCUUGUGAAUAUUUUGCUCUAUUUCGGGAUGAAAUACUUCAAUUUUGUAGAAAUGAGAUGAUUGGACAAUCAUGUAUUGUCUUCUACAUGAGGAUUUUGUACCAGACACUAUUAUUAGACGAGGAAAAGAAAGGAUCAUUGUUGUUUAUGAAUCCGAAUAAGGUUUCUACUUCCGUGACUCGUGCAGAUAGUCGUGCUCAAGCUUUAUGUGAUAGGAUGUUAUAUUGCACGUCUAAAAAGCAUGAUUGGAUAGUUAUGCCUUAUAACCAUGGGGAGCAUUGGAUGUUAUUUUUAUUAUAUCCCCAUUGGCAUUAUUGUUGUUUUCUCGAUCCUCUCAAUGCACCAUUAGAUAACAGGACAUCCAUCAAGGAGACCAUCCAUGAUGCAUUUGAGAUGUAUUUCACAGAAAGAAUGAAAGCACAUCAAAAGAUCAACAAACGCCCAUUGGGAGUAAAGUAUUUCCAACCUACGUGCCGUAAACAACUAAACAAUAUCGACUGCGGAUAUUACGUUAUGAGGAUGAUGAAGAAUGUACUUAUCAAUGCCCCUAAUAUCAAACAUUUCUUGUCGAAACAGGUAACAAACAAUAUACAACUACAUAAUAUUAAUCUAGUAUAAUUUUUGUAUAUGCUU